UUCGUCCGCCCCUCUCUCUCUCUGGUCUUGCUCUGCGCUGAGAGUGUUCAGUAGUGCGUGUGUGUGGUGGAGUCAGUACAGGACCUGAAGGAGAGCACCAACACACUGCUCUGCUGAAUGAGCUUAGCCUGUGGACUGAUGGAGUGUGUACAGGACCUGAUUGAGGCCAUCAGCUGGACUGCUCAGUGUUUGCUUUUGCUGUCUGGAGGAGUAUAAGUCUGAUCAACACAGAAGGUGCAGUAUCAGCGGAUCGGCAGUAUGAGUGUGUGUGGCCCCGGGGCCCCGGCGUCUCCGGAGCGCUGUGUGUCUCGAGACUCCAUGGAGGACUACUGGAGCGAAGUCAAGAACAUCCAGGAGGACACACACACACAGCAGGAGGAGCCAGCUGAGCAGGCCAGCACAGAUGAGGCGGAGCUUGAGGAGGCGUGGCUGCAGGAGGCGGGGCUCUCCACACUGACGACAGGAGCUCAGGGCGAUGGCCCGGCGGAGGCUCUUCUGUCCACGCUCACACACUCGCAGGCCGCCAUGGUGAAGAAGCGGCUGGACAACUACACACACACACUGCGCAAGAGGAACCGCCAGCCCAUGAGGCACGUGCGGGACGUCUUCUCCACGCCAGAAUCAGCGUCUGAGCUGACGCCUCCCGUUUCCCCAAAUGGACAGAUCUCCCCCAAACUCCCGCAGUGGAAUCCUCCUAAAGCUCCUCCAGCAUGUCCCGACUUCACUACAGCCGACAGCAACGGUUCCAGCAGCACUUUAAGGACCAUCGAUCUAUCCUUUUCCACACCGUAUUCAGACGGAGCUCGAGGUCAGCAAAAAUUACGAGAAACGCAAGAAUGCAAGAAGAUCCGGAAAGAAGACAGGGAAUUACUGUGUUUUCAGGUAGUAAAGCCCAGACAGGGAGACACACGAGUGAUGGAUCUGUCGUCAGACGAUAUGAAGAAGAUCGGCUACAUCUCUCUGAUCGAGCUCACCACAUUCUACAGCAACCUGGGCAUCGAGGUCAAGAGGAACCGAGUGGUGCACAGUAAAGCCAGAGAUAGCGGGAUCUUCGGUGUUCCUCUGAUGACGCUGCUGGAAAACGACCGGAAGAAAUACCCUGGAUCGAGAGUUCCUCUGGUUUUCAAGAAGCUGUUGGCUAAGCUGGAGCAGACCGGGUUACAGACUGAGGGAAUCCUCCGGGUUCCAGGAUCAGCAGUCAGAGUCAAGCAACUGCGUCAGGAGCUGGAGCUGAACUUCUAUGAGGAGCGCUUCGACUGGGAUCAGGUGCACCAGAACGAUGCUGCAGGUUUGCUGAAGAUGUUCAUCCGUGAGCUACCGUACCCGUUACUGACCCAGCAGAACCUGCCGGCCUUCAUGGCUGUUCAGAGAAUCUCCUCCCCGAAAUACCAGAUUCAGGCUCUUCAUCUGCUCAUUAUGAUGCUUCCAGAAGCCAACAGAGACACACUGAAGGCUCUGCUGGAGUUCCUGAGGAAAGUGGUGGCGUGCGAGGAGAAGAACCGCAUGAGUGUGUGGAACGUCUCCAUGAUCGUGGCCCCAAAUCUCUUCACUUUCAGAGGCAAAAACGCCAAACAGGAGGAGAUGAAGAGCGCCGUGGCUGCUGCUCAGAUAGUGCGCGCCCUCAUCAGUCAUCAAGACCUGCUGUGGAUGGUUCCGUGUUUUCUGAUCAAUCAAGUGAGAAAAAUGAACGAUGCUGCAAUGGCCAAGAAAUCGCUGAGCUCCGAGAAGAGCAAACGUGGACUCUUGAGCCGGUGGAAGGACCGCGAGCGCAGUGAAGUGAAGGAUCUUCGUGACGGGGUCAUCAGAGUUAAUGCGCCGCUUCACGCCAAAGUUUCAAUGGCGAUUCAGCUGAGCAUCGAGAUGAAGGCCAGAGACAUCACUGCGCGUUUUGACAUCGAGAAAGGACGUGGAUCGCGGAGUGGCAGUCGGCGACAGAAACAGCAUCUGUUCGAGGUCGGCGGAAACAUCGGCGAGCGCUGCCUGGAUCCAGAUGCAUGUCUACUAGACGUUUACCACGCUAACCCUCAUUGUCAAUGGGUGUUAAAGCCCCGCCAAACCUGAGACGCCCUGAACAUGUGUGUUUACUCAAACCCAAAGACCCCUAGGUCAAAGGUCAAACAUUAGGAUUCACACUGAGAUGCUCAAUGCUGGUCAUUGAGCCUGUGUGUGUGUGUGUGUGAGCGCAUGUUUCAUCACUUUAGACCACUAGCCAGUGUAAAAAAACAAAAAAUAGCAUGUACAUAACAUAUUUAUAGCACUAAUUUAUCCAGCUGUACCAUAAUUCUUUUGUAUUGUUUAUAUACGCUGCAUGUCUGAGAUGAAGCCGUGAGAAUUGAAACACUACAAACCCUGUGAAGAACAAGAGUGAAGCGCACCAAAAUCACAUUGUUUAUUUUAAAAAGGAGAAGAUAUCUCAGAUUAUGUGUAUUAUUGGGGGUGAAUUAUUGUAAUGGAGAAUGUUUGAGUUGAGUUUUUACGGUCAAAAUGAAGGUUUUGUUUUUAAUACUGUGAAUUUGUGUUUAAUUCUCCAUUAAUUUCUCCAUUUGAUUAUUUACACUAUGUAAAAAGCUGUGAUUUUGGUGUGACGUAUGAGCUGUUCUUGUACACUGAUCUGCACGGGUGAUUAUUACCUCUAAUUAAACCAGAUGAAUAUUAAUGCCAACGUCAUCAAACACUAACUGGAUUCAUGAAGGACGUCCGGAAACUCUCAUAUUUAUGAACUCUAAAAGCAACGUGACGCUUAUGAGAGAUGCCCAAUGACUUGUGAAGGACAUUUAUGCACAUUUUUACUUUAUAGCACAUCAUCUUCUCUGCCAAUGAUCUCUGAUGCUCUGAUUUGUCUGAUUUUUUACUUCAUUUGAAAGCUGAUUUUCCCGUAUGUUGAGUUUUUAUGCCUUUUUUAUGAUGUUUAUACUGAAUUGUUUAUUUCUCAUGGAAAUCUUUUGUUGUUUGUCAUGCUGAAUGUGUUUGAUCAUACUGAGAAUGUGCAUCUUUACAUCAUUUAAAGCCAUGAGAACAUGUUUUGUUUGAUUUUUAGUUUCAUUGAAACCAAAACGUGUCAAACAUGAGUAUUAAGAAGAACAAAUAGCCAUGAUCACGAUGCCGGAUGCUAGAUAUCUACCACUGAACUACUAUCUGUGUUGUAAUACUGAGUGAAACAGCAGGUCAUUAUGAAAGAAAUGCUAUUAAAGCACCUGAAACACA
Molecule: messenger RNA, 3204 nt
Organism: Danio aesculapii
Lineage: Eukaryota; Metazoa; Chordata; Actinopteri; Cypriniformes; Danionidae
Gene: arhgap28
Product: Rho GTPase activating protein 28
Exons: 15
Coding region: 259-2061 (600 amino acids)
Biological process (GO): negative regulation of stress fiber assembly; regulation of small GTPase mediated signal transduction; signal transduction
Cellular component (GO): cytoplasm
Molecular function (GO): GTPase activator activity
Source: RefSeq, a predicted model, not a curated record